This is a messenger RNA of Papilio xuthus (Asian swallowtail), 1576 nucleotides long. Its product is annotated as lipase member H-B. The record is from RefSeq and is a predicted model, not a curated record. NCBI's taxonomy places the organism in Eukaryota, Metazoa, Arthropoda, Insecta, Lepidoptera, Papilionidae. Gene Ontology annotation, biological process: lipid catabolic process. Gene Ontology annotation, molecular function: lipase activity; serine hydrolase activity. Bases 4 to 1116 code for a protein of 370 amino acids. The transcript has 5 exons.
UUUAUGAUUCCGAUGGCGAGAGAAGACGUGAUUUCCAUUCAUGUGAUACUCGUUUUGGUGUUGGUGUUUGGUAUUAUUGCUGGAGAUGAGUACACUCCGAGCCCUAAUAUUGGAUACCCAGCAGGAUUGGUCCCUAAUUGUCCAGGUGUUCUAAAGAAUGCAACGAUUAGUCAAAAGAAACUGCAAAUGUUAAGAAUAUUGGUACACAAAGUAAUUAACGGCAAAGUUCAUAGGACAGAUUAUCCUAUCGAGGGUGCAGCGAAGUCACUAGCCAAAGAUAAAUUAGUUGAUUUUAAAAACAAAAAGACUGUGUUCUAUAUCGGUGGAUUCUUCGACAGCGCUUAUUUUCCGUUCAGUCAAGCAAUAGGAACUGUCUACUCGAAACGCGGCUACAACGUUCUGUUGUCAGAAACCUUCCAGUUUCUAACAUACAUAUACCCCAAAUCUGUAAGACUGUCUAAAGUGAUCGGCGAUAAGAUUGGUGAAUUAUUAGUAAAUUUGCAACAUUUAGGUUUGAAGGCAAAUGAUUUAGAAAUUGUUGGAAUGAGUAUAGGAGCACACAUAGCUGGAUACGCAUCUAAAUAUUACUACAGCGCUACUGGUAGGAAACCAUCCAGAUUGACCGGUUUAGAUCCAGCUGGUCCUUGCUUUAGAGGAUUACCACCUGAUCAAAGACUAAGGAAGACAGACGCUGAAAGAGUUGACAUACUACAUACAAACAUUGAUGGAUUUGGUAUUGCAGAAAAUCUAGGACAUGUAGAUUAUUAUGUUAACGGUGGGGAAUACCAACCUGGAGAUAUAGUAGCAGUUCCCUGUCUUGUUAUUUGUAGUCAUAUUAGAGCUGCGAUAUACUGGUGGUUAGCUGUACAGAAUCCAAAGAAAUUUAUAGCUAUCAAAUGUGAUUCUAUUCAAGAUGCGAGGUUCGCUAAAUGUUAUAAUGGAUCGGAAACUAAUUAUGUAGGUUUAGAGACUAAAUUUGAUAGACCGGGAUUAUAUUAUUUAGCUACUUAUAAUGAAUUCCCUUAUUAUAGAGCAAAGGAAGGAUUGAUUGAAGAGAAUGAAAUUUACAAGUAUCAUGCUGGUAGAGUUAAUGCUGAAGAUAUGUUAAUAGUUUAAUACUUUAUAUGUAGAAAAGAAAUCUUAUUAAUAUUAUAAAUUCGAAUGUUUAGAUGGAUGUUUGUUUGAAGGUGUCUCCAGAAUGGCUGAAUGGCUUUUUACCUUGUCUCGCCGCAUAUACUUAACAGCAGGUCACGGAUCCGGCUCGAAGGACCACUGUUUGUUUCCUACGCAAAUUUGGCCGAAAUUUGGACAACUCGACCAACGCACAACGAAACGAACGGAAACUACAAAACGCAACGACAACAAUAACAACCAACAAACGCAAUGAAAACACCGAACCAAACACCACCGGAUCCGUGUAUAUGUGGCGAGUCAAGGUACUUCAACAUCGCGUUUAGACAAAUACGGUCUCGCCACAGCGCCAUCUAUUAGGGCGUAGCAAAAACGGCGCCAACAGGCUGAACGGAUCUCGAUGAAAUUUGACAUAUAUAUAGAACAUAGUCUGGAAGAACAUAUA